CCGCUCUCCAGGCUAAACGGUGGUGACGCAAUCACGCAGCACGUCCCGUUCCACGAGUGGUGUGUAUGAAAGGAGUGUCCAGCCAUCGCCACUCUCUCACACCGCGCGCCCGUUCUCCCUUCAAACAUCAGAAAACAUGGCCGAAGAAUGCAUUGUAAGAGUCCGUGGUUUGCCAUGGUCCUGCACCCGGGAAGAAGUACUGGAAUUUUUUUCAGCUGACUGCACUAUUGCCGAUGGAGCUGGUGGCAUUCAUUUCACAAUGUCCAAGGAAGGCCGUCCGAGUGGAGAAGCCUUUAUUGUAUUGGAAACCGAAGAAGAUCUUAAGAAGUCACUAGAAAAAGACCGGAAAUAUAUGGGUCACAGAUAUAUUGAAGUUUUCAAGUCUAACAACACGGAAAUGGAAUGGGUCUUAAAACACAGCAGUGCUGGCGACGAUGCAGAAUCCUCCACAGAUGGAACUGUGAGGCUCCGUGGGCUACCCUUCGGCUGCAGCAAAGAGGAGAUUGUGCAGUUUUUCUCAGGGUUGAGAAUCGUGCCAAAUGGGAUUACAUUGACGGUGGACUACCAGGGGAGAAGCACAGGGGAGGCCUUCGUACAGUUUGCUUCAAAGGAGAUAGCAGAAAAAGCUCUGGGGAAACACAAGGAAAGAAUAGGGCACAGAUACAUUGAAAUAUUUAAAAGUAGCAGAAGUGAAAUCCGAUCAUCCUAUGAUCCACCUCGAAGAAUGAUGGGGGGACAGCGUCCAGGACCUUAUGAUCGACCAAUGGGUGGAGGUGGUGGUGGUGCCGGCGGUGGACGAGGAGGUGCCUAUUACGGAGCUGGCCGUGGCAACAUGUAUGAUCGUAUGCGAGGAGGAGGAGGAGGAGGUGGUGGUGGAGGUUAUGGAGGUGGCUAUGGUGGAUUCGAUGAGUACAGUGGUUAUAACAACUAUGGCUUUGGAGAUGGCUUUGAUGAUCGACUUAGAGAAAAUAGAGGUAUGACUCAAGGUUACCCUGGAGCAGCUGAUGGUGGCACUGGUUUUCACAGUGGGCAUUUUGUCCAUAUGCGGGGCUUACCUUUCCGUGCAUCAGAAAGCGAUAUAGCCGGUUUCUUUUCCCCACUUACGCCCAUCAGAGUACAUAUUGAUAUUGGGGCAGAUGGAAGAGCCACUGGAGAAGCAGAUGUGGAAUUUGCAACACAUGAAGAUGCAGUAGCAGCCAUGUCCAAAGAUAAAAACAACAUGCAGCAUCGGUACAUUGAGUUAUUUUUGAACUCCACUGCUGGUGGUGGCGCCGGAAUGGGAAGUGGCAUGGGCACCGGAAUGGGAAGUGGCAUGGGCACCGGAAUGGGAAGUGGCAUGGGCACCGGAAUGGGAAGUGGAAUGGGAUGUUAUGGCAGAGAAGCUUUAGAUGGUACGGGCUAUGGUGCCGUUGGCAGAAUGGGAAUGACGGGAAACUACAGUGGAUGUUAUCCAAAUCCAGAUGGUCUAGGUGGUUAUGACAUACAGAAUACACUCCUGUAAUGCUUCAGACAAGUUCUUUCAGCAACAACGAAGGUCUCAGGAAGAUGAAACGCCCCCUCCCACCCCCCGCUCAUGCCUGAAGGCUGGUCCACAAAGGAUAUGGGGUGUGAUUUUAAAAAAUGUGCAUAUUAAGCUGCCCUAUUGUGUUUUUUUUAUUUAUAUAAAUUUGUUUUGUUUAGAUUUUUUUUUUUUUUUUAAAUCCUGUUUAGUUAACUACAUGAAUAUGCAAAUCUGCUUAUAUCCCAUCUGGGUUCUUGAGGAUUUUUGUUCACUUUUGUAAAAAUUUGUGAAGGAAGAUUCGCA
Rana temporaria (common frog) is the source of this 1804-nucleotide messenger RNA. RefSeq names its product heterogeneous nuclear ribonucleoprotein H3 (gene HNRNPH3). The coding region runs from base 137 to 1501 and encodes 454 amino acids. The record is from RefSeq and is a predicted model, not a curated record. Gene Ontology annotation, molecular function: RNA binding. Gene Ontology annotation, cellular component: nucleoplasm; ribonucleoprotein complex. Gene Ontology annotation, biological process: regulation of RNA splicing. The transcript is spliced from 12 exons. NCBI's taxonomy places the organism in Eukaryota, Metazoa, Chordata, Amphibia, Anura, Ranidae.